GAAAUGAGUCUUGUAGUUGCAGCCCAGCCUGCUAGCUAACGCUAUCUACUACAAGUGAGCCAACUCUCAAUCGAAAAUGGCGACGACAAAAAGACGGAAGUCGUAGCAGAGAGCUGGGCAGGGGCUGGAUGUCCAAAAUGGUUCCAUAACUUCCAGUACCACAGUGAGAGGCCCAGUCAUUACCAGCCUGGUGACUGUCCUGUAGUCCAGGUUGAGAACACACUGUCCAUUCACCUGGCACACAAACUGCCGCACCUAAAGAAGAUGAGGAGAGCAGCUGCUGCAGGGCUUCCAGGGUCAACCGCCUGCACAUAACAGGGAGCCAUGCCUCUGACAACAAAGCCCCAGGCCAGGGCAUCUCCUAUCACCUGUGAUGGCAGGAGGAAAAACAACAUGGAUUUCGUCAGCGACUUCGACUUGAUGAAGUUCGGCGUAAAGAAGGAGGCGAUGCAGGGGAUGGACCGCUCCUUCGUCGGGCCAUGCAGCCAGCUCCAGAGACCUGACUCUGUUUCCUCCACCCCUGGCAGCACACCUUGUAACUCGGUACCCUCGUCACCAAACCUCAAUCCAAGCGAGCAGAGAAAUAACCCCGGGGGUGACCAGUUCUGGAUACCCAACAACGGGGGUUACCCUCAGCAAAUGUACCCUCAGGCUUUCGGUCUGACACCCGAGGACGCAAUGGAGGCCCUGAUCGGCGCCACGGCGCAGCAGGGACACCCAUCUGUGCCCCACGGCCACCAUCAGCCCCCUUUCCAAGCCGAAUACGAAGGGUACGGCCACCUCAACGAGCCUGUCCAGCACUACCCGGGACUCCCGGGUCACCCCGACAUGCAAGGUAUUCCCGGCAGUCACUGCCAAGACCCCUAUCUCAAAGAUGACAUGGGGUGCGAUUCCUCUGAGUCGCAGGAUGACGAGCAGGUCCUCGGUGCGCACCACCAGCACAGCCGCCACGACCGGCGAUCCAACGCCGACAGCCACUUCUCAGACGACCAGCUGGUGUCCAUGUCCGUCAGGGAGCUCAAUCGGCUCCUCAGAGGCCUCGGCAAGGACGAGGUGAUGCGUCUGAAGCAGAAGCGCCGGACCCUGAAAAACAGAGGUUACGCACAGUCCUGCCGUUACAAGCGCGUGCAGCAGAAACACGUUUUGGAGCACGAAAAGACCAGCCUGGUUGGUCAGGUCGAGCAGCUGAAACAUGAACUAAACAGACUGAUGCGGGAGAGGGAUGCAUACAAACUUAAAUGUGAGAAACUGUCCGGUGCAAACUGUUACCACGAAACUGGGUCUACCAGUGACAACCCUUCCUCACCCGAGUAUUUAAUGUGAGUUUGUUAAUCCCGCAGAACUGAUUCUUCUCCAUGGCGGAGGCAUUAUGUUGACAGAACGCCUUGCUCUUUAACACACAGGCCCAUGGACUCUUCAAAUUGUAAUUAAUGUUGGACAUAAGGAUAUCACUCAAAUAAUUGUAAUAGAUACAACUAGGCAACAAGUUAUGAAUGGAAAAUUACAAUGAAGCAUGCAUGCAGGACAUGUAUGAGAUGUUUUUAUUUUAUACAGGCAUAUCUGUAUUUUGUCUGAAAGGAGAUACUUGAAAUCAGAGAAUAUUCCCUUUUUAUUCAUAUGCAACUUUAAUCCUUCUGCUUCAGUUACUCCUCAAUAUUCAUUUUUGGUGAUUUUCUUUGCUUUACUUAGUUUGUGUAGCUUCAAUUAUAUUUUGUGUUCAUGCUUCCUUAAAAUAGAAAAACCUAGGCUACUGAAAAGAAUUACGCUAGAAAAAUGACAUUUUUAUUAUUUUUUAUGAAGCUGAUUCUGCUGGACAGACGUGUUCCUUAUUUGCUUUUCUUUUUAAGAUAAUAUAUGAUUAUGCAAAUUGUUGUUUUUCAUCCACUGUUUUUAAUUUGCUAUGGAUCAAUAAACCUAUUGUGACUUUUUAAAAAA
This is a messenger RNA of Cottoperca gobio, 1935 nucleotides long. RefSeq names its product v-maf avian musculoaponeurotic fibrosarcoma oncogene homolog Bb (gene mafbb). Gene Ontology annotation, cellular component: nucleus. The transcript is spliced from 4 exons. NCBI's taxonomy places the organism in Eukaryota, Metazoa, Chordata, Actinopteri, Perciformes, Bovichtidae. Gene Ontology annotation, biological process: regulation of transcription by RNA polymerase II. The coding region runs from base 325 to 1323 and encodes 332 amino acids. The record is from RefSeq and is a predicted model, not a curated record. Gene Ontology annotation, molecular function: DNA-binding transcription factor activity, RNA polymerase II-specific; RNA polymerase II cis-regulatory region sequence-specific DNA binding.